AUGGACAACUUUUUAAAAGACAAAAAAGUUUCUUGCAACGCUGAUAACGACUGUGCCGAAAAAAUUUGCAAUAAUGGCACAUGCGUAUCAUUUGGUUUCCGACCUUCUAACGAUUCGUGCAUCGUUGAUUUAGCAUGCGAUAGUGCAAUAUGUAGAAUUCUUUCUGAUGGUCGGGGCCAAUGCGAUGAUUCUGAUAACCGACCUUUUAAUGUUUCGUGCAUCGCUGAUAAAGCAUGCAUAAGCGGAGCUUGUGGAUCUUCUGGCGAUCGGACAGUAUGUACUCGUGCCUUAGGAGAACAAUAUUCGGAUAACCGCACUCCUGAACAACCUUGCAGUGUUGAUAAUGCAUGCAGUCCAAGUGGCCGUUGUGAUACUAUUUCAGGAAGGUGCGCCAAAUAUAAUGGCACAUCAUGCAAUAACGAUAACGAUUGUGUGUCUUUAGUUUGCGGCCAAACAACUCACGUGUGUCAAGACAAAGAUGAUCGUAAUAAGGGUGACCUUUGCCUAAUUUCUAAAGCAUGUAGUCCAAAUGGAAAUGGCACUUGUUACGAGAAGUCAUCAAAUUGUAUCCAAGAUGCCCCAGACUCAUGCGGCGAUUUUGAUCCAACAAGUAUAGGAAAAUGUGUCCUUCGCUAUGCGACACCAUGCGAUAAAGAUGCUGAUUGUUUGUCUGGAGUUUGUGGUCAAACAACCCAUGUAUGUACUCGUGCCUUAGGAGAACAAUGUAAUGAUGAUUCUGAAUGCUCAGAAAACAUUUGUGGAGAAAACUCAAAAACAUGUAUAGAUUCUGAUAACCGCACUCCUGAACAACCUUGCAGUGUUGAUAAUGCAUGCAGUCCAAGUGGCCGUUGUGAUACUAUUUCAGGAAGGUGCGCCAAAUAUAAUGGCACAUCAUGCAAUAACGAUAACGAUUGUGUGUCUUUAGUUUGCGGCCAAACAACUCACGUGUGUCAAGACAAAGAUGAUCGUAAUAAGGGUGACCUUUGCCUAAUUUCUAAAGCAUGUGGUCCAAAUGGAAAUGGCACUUGUUACGAGAAGUCAUCAAAUUGUGUCCAAGAUGCCCCAGACUCAUGCGGCGAUUUUGAUCCAACAAGUAUAGGAAAAUGUGUCCUGCGCAAUGCGACACCAUGCGAUAAAGAUGCUGAUUGUUUGUCUGGAGUUUGUGGUCAAACAACCCAUGUAUGUCAGGAUCCUGAUGAUCGUGAAAGAGGGAGAUUCCUGCGAAUCUGA
Molecule: messenger RNA, 1230 nt
Organism: Racocetra fulgida
Lineage: Eukaryota; Fungi; Glomeromycota; Glomeromycetes; Diversisporales; Gigasporaceae
Source: the annotation of a GenBank genome assembly